Molecule: messenger RNA, 7770 nt
Organism: Phoenix dactylifera (date palm)
Lineage: Eukaryota; Viridiplantae; Streptophyta; Magnoliopsida; Arecales; Arecaceae
Product: histone-lysine N-methyltransferase ATXR3-like
Molecular function (GO): protein binding
Source: RefSeq, a predicted model, not a curated record
AGAGGGAGAGGAAGAGAGCGCGAAGGAGAGAAGAUAAACGGUAAGAGAGAGUGAUAGAGAGAGAGAGAGAGAGAUAGAGAGCGAGCGCGAGAGAGAGCGAGCGAGAGAGGGGAAUAGGAGAGGGAGAGAGGAAAGCAGAAGAGCUUCGAAUCUGCUCGGCUGCCAUGCCGCGUCCCUAGAUCUCCUGAUCGGAGCCUUCUCGAUCUCCGGCCCGGGUUUUGAUUCUUGGAGCUGGGUUCGGGAUUGGAAGGGCGGCGGCGAUGAGCAUCGACGGACCGGGAGGAGGGGAAAGCUAGGGUUUUGGUGCGCCGAGCUGGUUCUGGACACCUCCUAGGGCUCCCGCUGGAGUCCCAUGGGAGAUGGAGGAGUCGCGUGUGCCCCCUCGCAGCAUGUCAUGGAGAGAUUCCCGAUCUCGGAGGUGCUUUGUGGAGGCAACGGCGUGCUUGCUUCGAAGCCCUUUAGGCCAGAUAAUGUGAUGAAGAAGGCAGAGAGGGGUGAGGCAGCGAAGAAAGAGGGAGAUUUGAGUUCGGAGAAAGCUCGAAAAUUGGACGGGAGAGCGAGGAAAGCGGAGUUGGAGAAGGGAGAUUUUGUACCGGAGAGGCAGCGGAAGGUGGAAUUGGAGGAGGGGGAGUUGCAGAAAAGGGAAGCGGAGAAAGGGGAGUUUCGGAAUGGGGAAUUGGAAAAGGGGGAGUUUGUUCCGAAGAAAUGGCAGAAAAGUGAAGCUGAAGCAGGAGAGCUCGUCUCACAGAGGCGGAGAAAGGAAGAGGUGGAGAAGGGGGAGCUCUUUCCAGAUAGAUGGAGCAAAGGAGUAUUGGAAAAGGGAGGGUUCGUGACGGAUAAGCGGAAGAGAGGUGGGGAAUUGGACAAGUCAGACGUCGGGUCCGGUAGAGGGCGGAUGGUGGAAUUGGAGAAGGGCGAGUCCAUUCCAGAGAAAUGGUGGAAGGGCAAGCGAGACCACUCCCUGGAGGAUAGUUUCCGUAGGAAAGAUGGCGGUCACAGCAACCACUGGAAGAUACCUUCUUUAAAAUGGGAUGGUAGCGAGAAAUGCUCACGACCAGCUGAAGAGGAACCAGGUAAGAUCAAGCACGAACAUGGCAAUGGGAAGAACCAUGAUAAGGAGUAUAAUUUGGGAACCUGGCCAAAGCGUCAUUAUAUGGAGUCCGAGAGCAGCAAUCACAAGCACCAUUCAGAGUUCAUCGACCAGUCAGCGCUGAAAACCUCGAGGAAGUCAGAAGAGAGUAAAAACCGCACCACUUAUCCAGAGAAGUCAUACAGGAAUGCUUCCUCUUCAUCAUCAAGGGUUUCAUCUGCCAGCAGGUACUCUUCUUCUAGGUAUCAUGAGUUGACGCUGGCAUCCCGAGUUUGCCAUGAUAGACAAGGCCGAAGCUCGGGACAUUCUGAUCGAUCCCCGCAUGAGCGAGCCCAGCACCAUGACCACAGGGAUCGGAGCCCGCAUUACUUGGAGUCGGAGCGUUCGCCACGUGACAGAACCCGCCUCUGUGAUCACAGGGAUCGAACCCCAAGCCACUCCGACCGAUCCCCACGUCUACGUGCUCGGCAUCGCGAUCGCAGAGACCGGACGCCAGAAUAUCCAGAGCAGUCCCCACGUGAUCGUCGACGUGCCAUAGAUCAUCAAGAAUUGAGCAAGAAGAGCAGAGGGAGUGAGAAGCAGCAAAAUAGCAGGUAUGAGGAGAGGGCGGGGCGUAGGGAGUAUGGUGAAAAAGAUACCCUCAAGAAUAACUCAGUCAGGCAAUCAAAUAAGAGCAGUUGCGACACAAAUAUUGAGGAUAAACUCGAUAAGGAUAAGGUGUUACAGAAUCCAAGUAGGCAACCUAGUGAACCUCCUCCUCCCCCUCCACCACCACUGCUUCCUCCUCCUCCUCCUCCCCCUCCUCCUCCCCCCAUUCUUCCUCCUCCCUCUCCCCCUCCCCCUCCCCUUUCUCAGUCUCAGGUUAAUGGGGUUCUUGAAGAGCUACCAUCCAUGGAAGAGGAUAUGGAUAUAUGUGACACUCCACCCCAUGUUACUAUAGCAUCUGGUUCCAUCGCCGGGAAGUGGUAUUAUCUUGAUCAUAUUGGUACAGAACAGGGACCCUCGAAACUAGUUGACCUUAAAAGGCUUGUUGAAGAAGGGGUUCUUCUUUCUGAUCAUUUGAUAAAACAUGCUGACAGUGACCGUUGGGUAACUGUUGAGAAUGCUGCCUCUCCGGUGGUUUGUUUGAACCUGCCGUCUGUUGCUUCAGAUGCUGUGACUCAGAUGGUAAGCCCUCCAGAAGCCCCAGGGAACUUAUUAGCUGAGGCCGGAGAUCUUUGCGAGGAAACAUGCAUUUCAGUAUCCCAGCAGGAGUUGCAUCCUGGGGGUGCUUCUGUUGCACCAGAAUUUGAUGAAGAUUUUCAUAUUGACAAGAGGGUUGAAGCUUUAUUGGAUGGUUAUACUAUUUUAGAUGGAAUGGAACUUGAGACCAUCGGAGAAGCAUUGAACACGGCGUUUGAGCAUGCAGAUUGGGAGAAAUGGGGUCAGUCUGAAGGUUUCACAAGAUUCCAAUCUCACAGUUAUGAGCUUUCCAAACAUGCAAGAGAUGAGGGACCUCGUAGAGCUUUUGAAAGCUUCUCAAGGGAAGCUGGUGAAGUUAGAUUUGUCGCACCUUCUGAGAAGGAUUAUGUGAUUCCUGGUGGUGGUUCUAGUGAUUGGUUUGCUGGCAGGUGGUCUUGUAAGGGUGGCGACUGGAAGAGAAAUGAUGACGUUAGUCAAGACAGAUCCUACAGAAGAAAGCUUGUCCUUAAUGAAGGCUACCCCCUGUGUCAGAUGCCAAGGUCUGGACAUGAGGAUCCCCGUUGGCACAGAAGGGAUGACCUUUACCAUCCUUCUCGCGUCAAAAAGUUCGAUCUACCACCUUGGGCUUUCUCCUCAACAGAAGAUAAUAUUGAUAGCAGCGACCCAAGCAAAAGUGGUCUUACAAGCAGAUCAGGCCAGGUAAAGCUGUUAGCUCCUAGGGGAGUAAAAGGAACAAUGCUUCCUGUGGUUCGGAUAAACACAUGUGUGGUUAAGGACCAUACCUCUUUUGAACCUCCUGUGAAAGGCAGAAGCACUGAGCGCCAUCUUCCAAGGUCAAGGUCAUACUCAGCGAAUAGUGACAGGAGUUCAUUUUAUGAAGGUUCCUCUUGUUCCAGGAAGCUUCAUGAACGAGACUUGCAAAGUUUGCACGAGUGCAGGACCAUCCUCAUUGCUCCUAGGGAUCAUGUUGGUACCAUUGAUGAAUUAUCAAUAGAUCUGGGUGAUUGGUACUAUUUGGAUGGUGCUGGUCGUGAACAUGGCCCAUCAUCAUAUUCAGAGUUGCAGGAUUUAGUUGCUAAAGGUACUAUCCUCGAGAACAUCAGUGUCUUCCGGAAGAUUGACAACACUUGGCUUCCAAUUACCAAAAAUGUAAAGGCUUCUGAAGCUGCUCAUCAUGAAGAAGAAACAACAGUUCCAACUGCAUGUUCUUCUGCUGCUGCUGCUCUUACUCAGACAGAGGUAUUCCAGGGUGACGUAAGCAGUGCUUCACAUUCAUUUCACAGUUCGCACCCUCAAUUUAUUGGCUAUACACGAGGCAAGUUGCAUGAACUUGUCAUGAAAUCAUACAAAAACAGGGAGUUUGCUGCUGCUAUAAAUGAGGUUUUGGAUCCAUGGAUUGGUGCAAAACAGCCGAAGAAGGAGAUGGACAAGCACUUUCCAUUCAACUAUUCUAUCAGAAGAGGCUCUGCUGUUCUAGCUCAGGACUUGUCAGGGGACAGUUUUUGGAGAUCAGAAGAUGGGAUAUCUCGUUCUGCAAAAAGAGCACGACUGCUGGCUGAUGAAAGUGAUGGAGCUUCUGAAAUGGAAGAUGAUUUACUUGCUGGUCAGAAGAAUGACUGUUCUUUCGAUCAUUUAUGUGGUGAUGCUGUUUUUAUUGAAGAUAAUUGUAUAGGUUCCAAAACAGAGAAUGAGAGCUGGGGCCUAUUGAAUGGCCGUAUAUUAGGUAGGGUUUUCCACUUUUUAAAAGCCGACAUGAAGUCACUUAUCUCCUCUGCUGCUACAUGUAAACACUGGAAUGCGGUGGUCAAGUUUUACAAGAAUCUGUGCAGACAUGUUGACUUGUCAAAUGCUGGUUCCAGAUGUAGUGACUCCAUGUUUCUGAGUAUUAUGGGUGGUUAUGACAAGAAAAAUGUAACAUCUCUUGUCUUAGCAGGGUGUGCUAAUAUAAGUGCUAGCGUUCUUGAAGAAGUCCUCCAACAAUUUACAUGCAUAUCUUAUAUUGAUAUUAGAGGAUGCAGUCAGUUGAAUGAUUUAAAACCCAAAUUUCAGAAUGUAAAAUGGAUUAAGAGCUUCAAUUCAGGCAACGUCAAGAAUUAUGAGGAUUCACAUUCAAAGAUAAGAAGCCUUAAACAAAUAACCGAGAAAAGCUACUCCUUGUCUAACACUUUUCGGGCCUUAGGCAGUCAGUUGGAUGAUUCUGAUGAGCUAGAUUUUGGUUGUAGUGAAUCCAGUUUGGUGGAUAGAAAGGAUUCUUCAAGCCUUUCAUUCCGGCAGGGCUUUUAUAAGCGAGCCAAGUUACUUGAUGCUAGAAAGUCAUCGGCAGAUCUGUCAAGGGAUGCACAGGUGAGGCGAUGGUUGCAAAGGAAAACUGAGUCUGGGUAUAGGAAGAUGGAAGAAUUUAUUGCCAACAGUUUGAAGGACAUCAUGAAGGGAAACAAGUUUGAAUUCUUUAUACCCAAGGUUGCAAAAAUUGAAGACAGGAUGAGAAAUGGUUAUUAUUUUCGGCAUGGUAUGAGUUCUGUCAAGGAUGACAUCAGUCGAAUGUGCCGGGAUGCAUUUAAAGCAAAAAAUCGUGGUGAUGCUGGAGAUAUGAAAAAAAUUAUCAUGUCAUUUAUCCAACUGGCGAAGAGAUUGAAAGAGAACCCUUGGUUAAUUAAUGGAAGAGUUGAAAUGUUGAACACACUAAAAGACAGCUCAGAUUCUGGAUCAUAUCUAUCAGAAUCUAAACUUAAAAAGAAGCAAAACAAAGGUAUAAAUGAAAAGAAGGGCAUAAGUAGGAGUGUAAACACAUCCUAUGCCAAUGGUGGAACAGAUUAUAGAGCCUAUGCAUUUGACCGUGAGAUCAAAAGAAGCCUCUCUAAGUUAAAGAAAAGGGACAUGGAUUCUGAUAGUGAGACAUCUGAUGACCAUGAAAAUGAUUUCUCUGAAGAAGAUGAUAGAGGUGAAGGUGAGAGUUCUGCUUCAGAUACAGAAAGUGACUUGGACCUGAAUUCAGGAGCGAUGUGGGAUAUAAAAGGGGAUGGCUAUUUUAAAAUGGACGAUUCUUUAGAUUCUAUCACUGAUGAUCGUGAAUGGGGUGCUCGUAUGACAAAAUCUAGUCUUGUUCCGCCAAUUACUAGAAAAUAUGAAGUUAUUGACCAGUAUGUUAUUAUAGCAGAUGAGGAGGAAGUGCAACGAAAGAUGCAGGUUGCUUUACCUGAUGAUUAUUCUGAAAAACUGCUUGCACAAAAGAGUGGUAUGGAGGAGUCAGAUAUGGAAAUCCCUGAGGUGAAGGAUUACAAACCCAGGAAAAUGCUAGGAGUUGAAGUCCUAGAGCAAGAAGUAUAUGGUAUAGAUCCUUAUACACAUAAUCUUCUUCUUGAUUCUAUGCCAGAGGAACCUGAUUGGCUACUUGCUGAUAAACAUAAGUUCAUUGAAGAGUUGCUUCUUCGCACUCUGAAUAAGCUAGUCAGGCAUUUCACUGGUACUGGAAAUACACCAAUGGUCUAUCCUCUACAGCCUGUUGUUGAAGAAAUCCUGAAGGAUGCAGAGGAUGGAGGUGACGCACGCAUUGUAAAAAUGUGCCAGGCCAUAUUAAAGGCCAUUCGUAGUCGCCCUGAUGAUAAUUACGUUGCUUAUAGAAAGGGACUCGGAGUUGUUUGCAACAAAGAAGGUGGUUUUGGUGAAGAUGAUUUUGUUGUUGAAUUUUUGGGAGAGGUUUAUCCAGCUUGGAAAUGGUUUGAGAAACAGGAUGGAAUUAGGUCUUUACAAAAAAAUAAUCAAGAACCAGCACCUGAGUUUUAUAACAUUUACCUGGAGAGGCCAAAGGGUGACUGUGAUGGAUAUGAUUUGGUUGUUGUUGAUGCCAUGCACAAGGCAAACUAUGCAAGCAGAAUCUGUCACUCUUGCAGGCCUAACUGUGAAGCAAAGGUUACUGCUGUGGAUGGUCAAUACCAAAUAGGAAUUUAUACUGUACGACCGAUUAAUUAUGGUGAAGAGAUCACUUUUGACUAUAACUCUGUAACAGAGAGUAAGGAAGAAUAUGAAGCAUCCGUUUGUUUGUGUGGCAGUCAAGUUUGCAGGGGUAGUUAUCUGAAUCUGACUGGUGAAGGGGCAUUUCAAAAGGUGCUGAAGGAUUGCCAUGGGGUGCUGGACCGACAUAAAUUAAUGCUAGAAGCUUGUGAAGCCAAUUCCGUUUCUGAAGAAGACUAUAUUGUUUUGGGAAGGGCUGGUCUGGGCACUUGUUUGCUUUCUGGGCUGCCUGAUUGGCUUGUUGCUUACUCAGCUCAUCUGGUGAGGUUUAUCGACUUUGAGAGAAUAAAACUUCCAGAAGAGAUUCUUAGGCACAACUUGGAGGAGAAGAGAAAAUUCUUUUCAGAUGUAUGUCUUGAGGUCGAGAAAAGUGAUGCUGAGGUUCAGGCUGAGGGUGUCUACAAUGCGAGGCUUCAAAAUGUGGCACUAACUCUUGACAAGGUAAGAUACUUUAUAAGAUGCGUGUUUGGGGACCCUAAGAAAGCUCCGCCACCCUUACAGAAGCUUAGCCCUGGAGGCCUAGUUUCUGUGCUUUGGAAAGGGGAGGGUUCGCUGGUUGAGGAGCUGCUUCAUUCCAUGGCCCCUAAUAUGGAGGCAGAUCUACUCAGUGAGCUUAAGGCCAAGAUUCAUGCCCAUGAUCCAUCUGGUUCUGAUAAUCUCCAGAGAGAACUCCGGAAGUCUUUACUGUGGUUAAGGGAUGAGUUGCGAAACCUCCCUUGUACUCACAGGUGCCGGCAUGAUGCUGCUGCAGACUUGAUUCACAUGUAUGCCUACACAAAAUUCUUUUUUAAAGUCCAGGAGUACAAGACAGUAAAAUCUCCACCAGUUUACAUCAGCCCUCUUGACUUAGGUCCUACGUAUGCUGAUAAGAUGGGGUCAGGAUUCCAGGAAUACUGCAAGACCUAUGGUGAGAAUUAUUGUUUAGGCCAGCUAAUCUAUUGGUAUGGCCAGACAAAUGCAGAGCCAGAUUGUAGAUUGGAAAGAGCUGGGAGGGGUUGCUUGUCCUUGCCUGAUAUCUCUUCCUUCUAUGCAAAGUCUCAGAAGCCACUGCGAGAACAUGUCUAUGGCUCAAGAACCUUGAGAUUCAUGUUGUCACGUAUGGAGAAACAGCCGCAGAGACCAUGGCCUAAGGACCGGAUAUGGGUGUUCAAGAGCGGCCCCAAAUUUUUUGGUAGUCCAAUGCUGGACGCCGUGUUGAAUAAGUGUCCCAUGGACAAGGAGAUGAUGCAUUGGCUGAAAACUAGGCCGAAUGUUUUCCAAGGCGCAUGGGAUGGGUGACACAGGCCACCUUGUCUCUCUAUUUCUCGAACAAUCAUUGACCACAUUCUUUUGUUUCCUUAACAGAGCUUCCCCUUCUAAUUGUGGGGGUUUGGUCUUUAUUGCACCCCAGCAUUCUCCCCCUUGUAGAGUUUCUCCCCUGUAAUUUGGAUCGAUUAUUUAGUGGUAGAUCAUUGGUUAAUGGAUGUGAAGUUAGCAUUUUCUAAUCA